Molecule: messenger RNA, 1009 nt
Organism: Cuscuta epithymum
Lineage: Eukaryota; Viridiplantae; Streptophyta; Magnoliopsida; Solanales; Convolvulaceae
Source: the annotation of a GenBank genome assembly
GUCAAAGCAGUAAUGGUCACUGGAGACUGCUAUUAUGCGGCUAGCCAUGUACAAGAGCAGUUAGUUGCUGCUUUGGAGGAUUUUCAUGCAGAACUCCUUCCGGAGGGCAAGGCGGAUUUCAUCAUAGAAUUUUAAAAGGAAGCACGAGCAGGAAUGACAGGUGGUGGUCUAAAUGAUCCACCUGCAUUGCCUACUGCCGAUGUUGGCAUCUCAAUGGGUGUUUCUGGUUCGGCACUUACCAUGGAAACGGGAAUAUCAUCCUCAUUUCAAAUGACCUUGGCUAGCAAGAAGGGUGAAAAGGAAAAUUGUUGAAAAUGUCAUUCUUUCCAUCACUAUUAAGUCUAUACUUUGGAGGUGUGCAUGACUGGGCUGAACAAGAAGAGUUCAUCUGUGUUUUUCAAGACACAAACAAACUAUGCUAUCGUUAUGACUGGAACAUCCGGAUUCCGGAAGAUUCUCCCUGGAUCGGAUAUACGCAACUUUAAUUUUAACCCUUGUGGAUUCAGCUAUGCAAGUUUUUGAAGUGAUGGGUUACGACUUCAAAGAUGUUGUCAAGUUGGGUGAUCUCACCGAGAGGGACCAGAGGGUGUUGGCCUGCUUCCGACCUGCUGAGUUCUAUGUUGCUUUGCAUAGUGAUGCCCUUGGAGAGAAGCUUGACUCAGUUUUCAAUAUUGAUGUGAAUGGACAUGUCUAUGGGGAGAAGAGCUAUUACGUUCUUGGAAAGGGAGGAUCAAUAAUGUACUGUGGGUUCACUAGCAUUGGAAGUGGCGGAUGUGGGUAUCCCAGGUUCACCCUUCUAUGUCGUUGGAGCGAGAAUCAAGUUGUUAUCAACUCUCUUCUUAAGUACUAAGUUGUCGAGUCUGGUUUUUAUUUCCUAUCAUUUCUACUUGUUUGGAGUCUGGUGUGUUGUUGGAGCGAGACUCAAGUUGUUAUCAACUCUCUUCUUAUGUACAAAGUUGUCGAGUCUGGUUUUUAUUUCCUAUCAUUUCUACUUGUUUGGAGUCUGGUG